GUAAUUCUGAAAGUAAUCAGAAAAAUAAAAAAAGGCAAUCUGAAGAACUUUGUAAUGCCAGUGUACAAUCUACACAAGGCAACAAAAAAUUUAAAUAUUCUAAUUAUUUGAAACCAAUUGAAUAUUGUGAUACAGCACCUGUUCAUGAUGUUGAACAUUGUAAAAUAGUGUCCAUUUGUGAUAUUAAAUAUGAUGAUUUGAAAGAUUUAAAAUUUGGAUGGAAGGGAGGUUUUGGUGACAUUUACAAGGGAAUAUGGAAAGGACGACAUAUAGCAGCAAAAUUUGUUAGACGUGAAACUUCUACAGAAUUAAAGGAUUUUGACUAUGAGUUGGCUGCAUUGAGAAUAUCUGAGCGAUAUAAAAGUAAUAUCAUCCAAUUCUUCAGAUUAUCUCAAGGCCUAAGUAAAAAGCGAGAAAUAGGAAUACCCAUGCAAUAUAUCAAAAUAUAUGAAGAAUGUUGGAGUCCAGAUUCUUCAUUAAGAUCUAAAAUUUUAAAAAUAUUGAAUGAUCUUAAAAAUUUUAAUAAAAACCUGAUUUGUACAGAAAAAGAUAUUCCAUCGACAGGGAUUCAAAAAUUUUGGAUUACAGAGGAAUCGUCAUUUAGAUAUCAUUCUGAUAUGGAGAAUUUGCCUGAUAUAGUUGUACAACUGGAUGAAGCUUGUCAAGUUAAAUCCUUUUAUAGUUCUUAUUAUGAUAAUAUACAACUUAAUAAAAGAAUGUGUAACAAGUUAGGUGGAUGUAUCAUUGAAGCUGUAUCCAAGGUUGAGAUGCUUCAAAAUCAAGUCAAUUACAAUGAUUACGAUGAAUUAUUAGCAUAG
Molecule: messenger RNA, 818 nt
Organism: Racocetra persica
Lineage: Eukaryota; Fungi; Glomeromycota; Glomeromycetes; Diversisporales; Gigasporaceae
Source: the annotation of a GenBank genome assembly